UUCCUCUCGUCGCUCGUCCGACUGGUUCUCUGACACGAUAAUCAUGCGGUUCUGUUCUCCUGUCAGCGUCGUGGCCGUUACGGCGUUGUGGGCAUCGCUCACGGCAGCCCUUCGUCCUCCCCGUCUUGCGCCACGUCCUGUCACGGCAACCACUCAAUCAGCAGUCGUUGAAAGCACAUUUGAGCAACUGAUUGACCAUAACGAUCCUUCCAAGGGCACCUUCUCCCAGCGCUACUGGUACAGUACGCAGUACUGGGGUGGUCCUGGCUCCCCGGUUGUCCUUUUCACCCCGGGUGAAGCUGCGGCCGAUGGGUAUGGGGGUUAUCUGACCAAUCGAACCUUGACUGGUGUCUAUGCGCAGCAGCUGCAGGGUGCCGUGGUUUUGAUUGAGCAUCGAUACUGGGGCGGCUCCUCGCCGUAUGCCAACCUCACCGCCGAGACACUUCAGUACCUCACCCUGGAACAGUCUGUCCUCGAUCUGACCUACUUCGCGGAAAAUGUGCAAUUGGGUUUUGCGAAGAACAGCACUAGCAGCAAUGCCCCCCACGUGCCGUGGGUGCUCGUCGGUGGUUCUUACAGUGGCGCUCUGACGGCCUGGACCGAGCAUCUCGCCCCCGGUACUUUCUGGGCUUAUCAUGCGACCAGUGCUCCUAUGGAGUCGAUCUAUGAUUUCUGGACAUACUUUCGACCCAUCCAGGAGGGCAUGGCUAAGAACUGCAGCAAAGAUGUCUCGCUCGUGGCCGAGCACGUCGACAAGGUUGGCAAGCUCGGAACGAAAGCCCAACAAAAGGCGUUGAAGAAGCUGUUCGGCCUGGAGGCUCUCGAGCAUUUCGAUGACUUUGCGGCCGUUCUUCCCAUCGGGCCUUACCUCUGGCAGGACAAUAGCUUUGCGACAGGAUACUCGGGCUUCUUUGCAUUCUGCGAUGCUGUGGAGAACGUCGAAGCUGGCGCGGCUGUGACUCCUGGUGCUGAAGGAGUGGGCUUGGAGAAGGCUCUGAAGGGCUAUGCCAAUUGGUUCAAGAAUAAAAUCUUGCCCGAUUACUGCGCGUCGACUUACGGCUACUGGUCCGACAAGUACACUGUGGCCUGCUUCGACACAUACAACGCCACCAGUCCCUUGUUCAGGGAUACUUCUGUGAGGAACGCCGUCGACCGCCAAUGGACCUGGUUCCUCUGCAACGAGCCGUUCUUCUGGUGGCAAGAUGGUGCCCCUGAGAGCGAGACGAGCCUCAUUCCCCGUCUCGUGAGCGCCGACUACUGGCAGAGACAGUGCUCCUUGUACUUCCCCGAAGUCAACGGUUAUACCUACGGCAGCGCGAAGGGCAAGACCGCAUCCACCUUCAACGCUUGGACAGAUGGCUGGUUCUUGACCGGAAACUCGACCCGACUGAUCUGGACCAAUGGUCAAUAUGACCCCUGGAGAGACGCCGGGGUCUCAUCGAUUUUCCGACCGGGAGGGCCUUUGGUCAGCACCCCGAAUGAGCCAGUGCAAAUUAUUCCCGGGGGUUUCCACUGUUCGGAUCUAUACAUCUCGGACGCCGAGGUCAACGCUGGAGUGAAGAAGGUGGUCAUCAACGAAGUCGCCCAGAUCAAGGCCUGGGUGGCCGAAUUUUAUGCAUAGAGAGACUGACGGUAGAUGAUUUAGCCGGUCGUAUAGGAUGCACGGAUGAUCGGCUCUAUGACUGACGACACGUAUAAUAGUUGCAGUUGUGGAGGAUAC
Molecule: messenger RNA, 1720 nt
Organism: Aspergillus homomorphus CBS 101889
Lineage: Eukaryota; Fungi; Ascomycota; Eurotiomycetes; Eurotiales; Aspergillaceae
Product: putative serine peptidase
Exons: 9
Coding region: 44-1621 (525 amino acids)
Biological process (GO): proteolysis
Molecular function (GO): dipeptidyl-peptidase activity; serine-type exopeptidase activity
Source: RefSeq, a predicted model, not a curated record